Oreochromis niloticus (Nile tilapia) is the source of this 4412-nucleotide messenger RNA. RefSeq names its product coiled-coil domain containing 9B (gene ccdc9b). Bases 257 to 1468 code for a protein of 403 amino acids. The transcript has 11 exons. The record is from RefSeq and is a predicted model, not a curated record. Lineage: Eukaryota; Metazoa; Chordata; Actinopteri; Cichliformes; Cichlidae.
AGCCAUUCAGUGGCGGUUCACCAGCUGGGAAGGGACAGCAGGAAGCUGGACCUGACAGAGGGGGAGAGGCUCCUCCACAGACUGCUGGCCGAGGACACAGGAAGCAGCUAACGGUCACCAUGGCUGGCAAAAAGGGUAAGAGGGUGGUGAGUGAGAGGCCUGAGAAGAGGCUGGGCCUGUGGACGUCAACAGCCCCGCCAAUGAUGGACAGGCGAGGCGUGUGGAGUCAGCGGGGAGGGCGAAGCAGCCAUCUCACAUGACCAAGAGAGACUCAGCACCACAGGAUGAGGUCAAACAGGGGCAGAAGCACACUGAGGAGCAUCACGGGGUGUCAGAGCAAUGCCAGGAUAUCGAGAACCUGCAGGCCAUCACAGACCUCAAUGUCCCCACAUCGAGAGAGGAGCAGGAGGAAUAUUUAAGGUGGAAGAAGGAGCGUGAGCAGAUUGACAGGGAGAGGGUGGCACGCCAUAAAAAUGCCAAGGGCCAGUGGAGACGAGCGUGGGACAUGGAUAAAACUGACAAUAUGUUUUCAGACAAAUCCCUCUCUGACAGAGACUGGGGGCCUUCCAGCAGAGGAGGAAGAAAUGCUAGAAGAGGACCCAGAGCAGGCAGCGAUUCAAAAGCUCAUGACAAGCGAGGCAAAGACAAGGGAGCUAAAAACGUGCAAGUGAUGAGCAGUAAAGCAAAAGGCAAAGAUCGCCUGACUGGGCGGGCCAGAAGAUGGCAGGCAAAUGAUGAUGGAGAGAACCUACAGAUGCCUGAGACGACGCUGGAGGAGUUCCUUGAGGAACUUGAUGCCCUCACAGACGCUAAUGCAGACGAGCUGAAAGAUCAGGACGCAAAAACAAAGCAGUCGCCGAGCCUGGAUUCACUGAGCACGCCCGAGGAAGCGAGUGAAUCAGCAGCCUCGGUGUCAGCUGCUAUCCUUAGAGAGGACACCCCGACUCAGGAGAAGGCAGAGGGUUUGUCCUCUCGGGGUUUGGAGAAGAAAGUGCGCUUCUCUGAGGAACUCAUCCAGGGGGCUCAUGCAAGGCAAACCACGGACUCUCAAGAGUCAGAAUCCAGAGGUCCCAGCUCUUUGAAAGCUUCCUCACCCAAAAAGAACAAGCAUGAAAUGCAGAGGCCACGUCAGCCUCUUGAAAGUGCCAAGCAGAAUGAUGGGAGUCUUCAGGAUAAAGGAGGUGGUCCAGCUGCACCUUCUCUUGCACAGCAGCAGGGAUCUGAAACUGAAUGCACUAAAAAGGACAGCAGCCCACCCACAGCUCCCAGCUCCCCCCCUGCUGAAAAAGCCUGCACCCCUCUACAUGAGAUCCAGCCCGUGGAGCUUCCCAAGUGCAACAUCAGCAACACAAACACGGAAGAGCUGAUAGACUCUGGUCUGUCUGUUCUGAGCCUGGAGUCUGGAGAAGCACACCCAACACACUCCACCAGCAGUGACAAGGCACGAGAGCAUGGGAAAAUUGUUUAACCAACGUUUUCGGGAUAUAAACACUGAAACCAAAACACAGCAUUUGGAUGCAUUAUUUUUGCUUCAAAGUAGCUCGUUUGCAAUACUGUUUAUAGCUUACAGACAAAACUGUGGUUUAAUUUUGCUGUGGGAGCUGAAUUUUUGUCUCAAAUUUGACACAUGAAUGGUGAGACGCCUUUUUCCUGCUCGAUGAUGAUGAUGAUGAUUAUUAUUAUUAUUAGUAGUAGUAUUUUUUUUUUUUUUUUUUUUUUUUUUUUUUUCAUCCGAGCACUUUGUGUACAAAAACAUGUGUACUGACAUCUCCUUCUGUAUGGAAGUACGCUGCUUGAGUGCAAUAUCACUGAAUGUUUACACAUUUGUAUGAAAAUGUUGAAGUACAUAUCAGGAGGCUAGCUAAUCGGUUAAACUUAGAUAGCCCUUGACAUUAAACCAAGCCACAGUCUAAUUACUUAGUGCCUGAUUCUGCCUUAGAGGUAUAUUUUUUAAUUUAUUCAGCUUAUUUAGCAGGGACAAUGCACAAUAAAUAUAUUGUACCAGAUAUAGCUAAAAGCUACUUUUCAGCUCUAGUCCCUGAGUAACUUUUCAGUAACCGAAUAAAGAUUGUAAUAUAUGACGAUACAUAGUUGCAGACCUCCAGUAGAGUUUUGCUUCCAGCAUCCAUAAAUAGCCUUUGACAAGUAAAUCAGCAUAUUGUUAAAACGCACAUUUGAACCCUAAUGUCUUUGGCCAGUGACCAAGACAGUCCAAAGUUUACAAAAUGUUACUACUGACAUGCUGUAAAUGUUUCUGCUACUAAGAACGGUGAAAGGAGCACGCCACUGAUUUUUGAUAUCAAGACAGGAGCCUGAUGAUGUCAUACUCUGGUUAAGAUUAUCUGAAUUUGGGGAUGACAGCUUUGCAGUCAUGAAACUCAUAUCUCUGCCCAUAAGUAAGUGAAAGAAACCUACUUGAUUUAAAUUUGGCCUUUUUACUCAUCAAGGUCGUCUCCUUGUGCAGCUCUGGGCCACAUCCAGCGUGCCUGCUGUUUUUACAUUGCUUUGUGGUCAGACUACUUUUCACCGGGGAAAAGAGAGGAAGGAAUACAUUUCUGUGUCACACUGUGGGGGGGGGGAUCAGCACUGGGGAACUGGAUCUAUGUCUCAGAGAGCCAAGAGCAGCCUAAAAAGGAAGAAUCUACCCUGUCAGAGCCUUAAGGCAGGACAUCCAGAACAUCCUCGUUUCUUCUUUUUUUCAGUUAUGAGGGUUGUGCACCAUGAAUAUGUCCCCUACACUCAGACUAUCAGCACAGAGUUGUGCUGUAACAUCCCGAGACAUCAGAAGUAGAACAUUCAGUCCAAACCACUGGAACUUGGAUCAGGUGGCGCCCUGAAAAUGCCUCUUUUUUUUUUUUUUUUUUUCUUUCUUUUUUCUUCUAAAAGCCUUGACUCAAUAAAAAAAAAAAAGCAGCCACACUGGAGUAACUUGCAGCGCUGCCCAAGGAGGCUACCUAGAAGAGCAAAUUUGCCUGUUCGAGCUUGUAGUGUUUAAUGCAGAUCUAGGUUUAGAAAGAAAGAAAUGUGAUCCAGUUGUAAGGUGACAUAACUCACUAGUGUACUCCUUUAUUGUUAAAAUAAACAGCCAGCUGACGGCAAAGCAUAACACAUUUGAAAACAUUUGGAUGUUUAAAUAUUGAUUUAUAACACUGCAGAGCUGAAACCUUGCACACUAUUGUUGUGUUCCCUAAAGCACAGUUUUACAGCUGAAUCCAGAUGAUCCGGUCUUCCUCACUCUUCUUAUGUUAUGUUAUGGUUUCCAGGCACUGAAUUUGGGAUUGUAAUGUACUAUGUUAGCUGAUUCUAAACAAACAGUGUACAAAUUCUGGUCUUUGGGCCCCUGUGGGUGGAAAAAAUAUCAUUCAAGCAUUUUGAGUUGGGGUGAAUUGAGAAUGCCGGGAUUCAGCUGUAAUUCCCUUUUGUAUUAUUUGUUCUGUAUUAUAUUUGUGAAAGAGAGCCUAAUAUCUUUUGAAAUGCUUCCCUUGAUUAAUAUCUUAGCCAGUUGUUGUGCCUUGCAUAUUGGCUUCUUCAGCUACUGAAGGUGUACUUUAAUUUAUGGUUUGUAUAUUAACUGCCUCAUUUAUUUUAUUUAUUUGCCUUUCCAUUUCGGACAGCAGAAUGUUACCAAGUAAAUCUCAAGCUGUUUCUCUGUGAGUUGUAUUUUUUUUUUCUCCUUUUUUAAAUCUAUUGCCAGCCUUUGAUGCUAUUUUUGGUAAGAAGCGACAGCUAUAUUAAGACGCCUUAAAGAAGCUCUGUCCUCAAAGAAGUUUUUGGCUUUCGUCAAUGCCACUGUGUAGUAAACAGUUAUGUAACUGUAAGUGGAAAACACAGCGGACAUGCUCUGAGCUGCGUGGUCUUGUCUGUGUCUACGGAGGUUACAUAAAAUCAAAAAAGCAAGAAGCAAGCCACAAUGUUUGAAGCCAGUCCAUCCGUUAAGGAAGAAGGGGCCUUAUUCUGUAUUAUAUGUGGAUAGCAAUCUAUCAGUAGAAGGAAACAUCUGUGUGAAAAACAGGUCACUGAUUCCCUUUGAAGUAUUUUUUUUAAAUCUCCCUGUGGGAUUUCAUGUAGUGGAGGAAAAUCAGUCAUAGAGCAUUUUAUAUGUAAGUGUUUAGUCCGUGUUCAUUCAGUUUGUUUAACAUCUGCACUGUCACCUUCCUUCAAUGUCAAGUUUCUGAGGUGAGAUGAGUUGGUUGGCGGGGCGUGUGCGAGUACCCCCCCCCGUGUUUUCACGCACUGUUGUAAUUAGAUGUGCCUGUGUAUGCGUGUGUGCUGCAUUUCGAGGUGUGACCCCAGCCUUUUUGCUGCUCUGAGUGCUCACUCUAAAUUGAGUCCAUGUGCAACAUGACUUCAUUUGCUGAACCGCUCGGAACGAAGCGUACGCCACAUGAAUAAAGAUUUUCUGUGUUUCAAAG